Solanum verrucosum is the source of this 641-nucleotide messenger RNA. RefSeq names its product cysteine proteinase inhibitor B. The record is from RefSeq and is a predicted model, not a curated record. Gene Ontology annotation, molecular function: cysteine-type endopeptidase inhibitor activity. Bases 48 to 458 code for a protein of 136 amino acids. Lineage: Eukaryota; Viridiplantae; Streptophyta; Magnoliopsida; Solanales; Solanaceae. The transcript has a single exon.
CCCCCUUCUUCCUUUCUUCUCCAUCAAAAAAAAAUCCCCAAUCUCCAAUGGCGAAAUCCACAAAAAUUCUCUCAUCAAUCCUCCUUCUCUUCUUCAUUUUCACUUUAUUUUCUUCAUCAAACGCAUUAGGCGGAAAACUCGGCGGAAGAACACAAAUCAAAGACGUGAAAACAAAUCAGGAAAUUCAAGAUCUAGGUAAGUACUGCGUCGAAGAACACAACAGAAAUUUGCGGAAACAAAAUGGUGCUUUGAGUUCUUUAUUGAGUUUUUCUCAAGUUGUUGAAGCGGAAAAACAAGUUGUGUCUGGUGUUAAAUAUUACCUAAAAAUCUCAGCUAUUGUUAAAUCAUCUAGUUCACCAAAAUUGUUCGAUGCUGUUGUGGUUGUUAAAUCUUGGGAGAAGAAGCAGAAGAAGGAACUGCUUACGUUUUUUCCUUCUCCUUCACCGGCUACCAAGUGAAUUUCUUUUUGAUGGUUGAUUGUGGCUAAAAGUUAAAACUUCUACUAGUGCUAAUGUUUAAAAUGAGGUUGUUAAUCUAAUUUUGAAGUACUUUAAUUUGUAGCCUAUUUUGAGUUCACUUGUGUACUAUGUGAUGCAAUAAUCAAUGAAUGACAUAUGUAUUAGUAUGUUGUUAUAGAUAAA